AUGUCAAAAGAUAAAUCAAUGAGUGAAGCGAAGGAUGAAAUGACUGCGCAACCAUGUUCGAGCGGUCUGGGACAAUGGGACGAAGAUGGAGAGGACUUCUCAUACAGCUCUUCCGACUGGGUACCAAGCGAUGAGGAAACCGAGUCUUGCGAUUCCGAUGCAGAGACGACGGCGAAAAAAAAGUGCUUGGAACGUUGUAAACGGCAGUAUCCCAGACUGGAUAGUAAGGGUAUCAGUUCUUCGAAUGUAGCCGUCACUGAAUCAAGAAAUGAUCUAAACAGAAACCUUGAGAUAGUAAAGGGAACACAGGCGGUCAUAGAUAAAAUCAAGCAGACUUUGGAAAUGCUGGCAGCAUUACAAGAAGACCGCGGUUUUCGCACAAUUUCGUUGCAGUCUGCAGAAAACGGGGACUCUGCAGAACUGACUUCCUUAAUCGCACCUAAUUUGACGGCAUUUACGGCGGAUAAUGAAUUACAAGGUUCAUCCAACCAGCCGAAUAGGUCAUUAGAUGAGUCCACGAGGAAGAAGAGAGAGAAUAUGGUUUUUAAAAAACCGUAUAAUAAGAAAGGUUUUGUAACUAAUAAGAAUACGGUUGGUGGUGAGAACGUGAAAGAAGAAUGGGUUCCAAUUGGAAGCGGCUUAACGCUGAUACCCCGAGAAAAAUACAAGAGAAUAAACUGGAAGUCCUAUACUAUUGCAACACGAUCAUUGCUGGUGGCUGUAUUUCCCAGAAGGGUUCUAGCGACGCACUCGCUGACCGGUAAAGCGUCACCUGCGUUUCAAGACAAGCCAGCUAAGAUGAGUUUAGAUCAAAGAAAAACUGCCGAUGUGAUCGCAGAAGUUGUGGACAGAUUCAAAGUACGCGAAAAUUUAGUUAGGAGCAUCAUAACAACGAAAUGUGCAGACGAAUGUAAAAUGUGGAAAACCCGAUGUAAGAACACUUCAAAAACCAAAGAGACCACAGACACCGUACAGUGA
Molecule: messenger RNA, 978 nt
Organism: Arctia plantaginis
Lineage: Eukaryota; Metazoa; Arthropoda; Insecta; Lepidoptera; Erebidae
Source: the annotation of a GenBank genome assembly